GCCAUGCCGGAUCCAUUCGUCUGUCUCGCCCACAGUUGCGGCGCAUUUGUGUCCCGGGAUGACCUGUUGAUGUCGGCUAAGGAUGGUCUGCCCCACUCGCCCUGUGCUGUAAGCACUCAUUUAAACCCCCCUCCCCCUCCGGUGAAAACCUACUUAAAUUAAAUCAAACCGCUGCAGGUUCAUAAAGCACAUAUUUGGGAUUAUAAAUAAUUAAAUAACUCGCCGUGAUAUAUCACAGUAGCGACAUUUUGAAACGAGGGGAAACGCAGCGCGUGUCUGUCCCGUGUCUGGUAGCUGGUGUGCGGUGGGGUAAAAAGGGGAAAGGAAAAGGUCGGUCUCUACGGACGCGACACAGAACCUUAAAAGACGUGGGUUGGACCUGCUGGAUGUUUUAUCUCCUUUAAAUGUUUUAGGGUACAUUCUGUGCCUCCCCCCGACCCCCGGAGGUUCAUACUUGGUCGCUAACAGUGUGCCUGCUUGGGGGCAGAAGAGCUGUAUCUCGUCUCGCUCCCUUCGACAUUUGUCCCUCCCUCGUUUCCUCCGUCCCGUCGCUGUGCGCACGCACGCACACACCGGCCCGGGCCAACCGAGGACUCCCCGGAUCCUAGCGGGCAUCGAGGCUGGCACGCAGCGGGGGCACCGUGCGCCGUCUGCCUGCUCUGACUGCUCUGCUGUGCCGCUGCUGCUGCUGGUGGAGGUGGCGGCGCUGGAUUUGCUUCUUCCCGGACGCGUCUGCUGGCGAGACGAGAGCUCUGCACGACUUUAACACCCUGUGGUGCUGGGCAGGGCGUUAUGGCUCAGACGCUGCAGAUGGCGAUCCCCAAUUUUGGCAACAAUGUCCUGGAGUGUCUGAACGAGCAGCGGCUGCAGGGCCUCUACUGUGAUGUCUCCGUGGUUGUCAAAGGCCACGCCUUCAAGGCCCACCGUGCUGUUCUGGCAGCCAGCAGCUCCUACUUCCGGGAUCUGUUUAACGCUGAUGGAAAGAGCUCGGUGGUAGAGCUACCUCCCGCUGUGCAGCCGCAGAGCUUCCAACAGAUCCUGGCCUUCUGCUACACGGGACGCCUCAGCAUGAAUGUUGGAGACCAGUUCCUGCUCAUGUACACGGCAGGCUUCCUCCAGAUUCAGCAGAUCAUGGAGAAGGGCACCGAGUUUUUUCUCAAGGUCUCAUCUCCAAGCUGUGACUCCCAGGGUCUCCACGCAGAAGAGACCCCGCCCUCGGAGCCCCAGAGCCCCGUCACUCAAACGGUGGGAGGAGGCGGAGCCGCGGUCGUUGCCCCAACGAAGGCCUUCCUCGUGUGUGACGGAGGAGGCGGAGCCGCGGUCGUUGCCCCGGCUGCAGGAAGGCCUUCCUCGUGUGUGACGCCUCUUCCCCUGGUGUCCAAAGUAAAAACAGAACAGACCGGGACCACACCUCAGCCCACUCCGCAGCCGCAGCAGGAGGGCUCUCCCUACUCUGUGGUCUGCACCCCCGUGGCCAAGAGGCUAUGGGAAGGUGGAAACCGUGAUGGAGGCGGGGGCACAGGAGGUGGCGGAGGAGGCGGCAUCAGGAAGGCUGCACGCUACUCUUCUUCCUCUUCUUCGUCCUCCUCCUCAAACACUACCCAGGACGCGUCUGGACGGGGGCUCACGGCGGCCAAUGGUCCCAUGGGUAACGGCGGCAACAACGGAGCUACCUCAGUGGGAGGAGCCGGCCACAACAGUAACCAUAACAACAACAACAACAUGAACGGCGGGACCCCCGAGGGCACCAGCCCGGGUACGUUGAGCAUGUACACCAGCGACUCGCCGAUCAGCUACCACGACGAGGAGGAAGAGGACGAGAUAGCCGACGACAGCGCCGAAGAGCAGUACAGACAGAUCUGCAACAUGUACACCAUGUACAGCAUGCUGAACGCGGGGGCAGCGGUGGUGGGAGAAAGAGUGGAGGCUCUGCCAGACUUGGCUCAGGACACAGGCGGCGGGCGGGGAGGCAGGGGCGGAAGAACCCGACAGGACCUGGCAUCGCUGCCCGCAGAGCUCAUCAGCCAGAUCGGAAACCGCUGCCAUCCAAAGCUGUACGAGGAGGGCGACCCGGCAGAGAAGCUGGAGCUGGUGAGCGGCACCUCGGUCUUCAUCUCCCGUGCCCAGCUCAUGAACUGCCACGUCAGCGCUGGCACCCGCCACAAAGUGUUGCUGCGACGGCUGCUCGCUGCCUUCUUCGACAGGAGCACUCUAGCUAACAGCUGUGGAACGGGAAUCCGCUCGUCAACUAACGACCCCAGCAGGAAACCUCUGGACAACAGAGUUCUGCACGCUGUCAAAUUCUACUGCCAGAACUUUGCACCAAGCUUCAAGGAGUCUGAGAUGAACGCCAUAGCGGCCGACAUGUGCACCAACGCCCGCCGCGUCGUCCGCAAGAGCUGGAUCCCCAAGCUCAAACUGCUGAUGGCCGACAGCGAGGCUUACUCCGCCUUCCUGGCGGACAGUGUGAAGAUAGAGGCCGACGCUCUGGGGGCGGAGCAAGGCUUCGACCCCACAUCCCUGGAUGCCGUAGCUGCCGCUGCUAACGGUAACGAGGUGGGAGGCGGAGCCACACCAGCAGACGCUCUGCAGGGAGUGGGAGGAGACAGCAGCACUUUGUUUUGAGUGAGUGGACAGAUUUGAUGGACAAACUGACAGACGGGUGGAGUGGGCGGGGGACGGGGGGGUUAAAAUACGAAGAGUAGAGAAGAGCGGCCGCCCUGUCGUCACGAUGACAGUUUUCACUCCCCCCUGACACCGAUGUGUUUUUCUGGGGGAUCAGUUUUCUUUUCUUACAACUUUUUUAAUCUGUGUCCUCCGUCUGCCCUCCUUCGUUGGUCAACAUUUGUUUUUUUUUCUAAUUUCUUUCCUGGUGGAGAGGGAGAGAAAAAAGGCAUUGUAAGGUGGAAACAGGAGGAGAUUGUUGGUUACCACCCCCCUCCCUCCCCCUCCUCUCAACUCUUCAUUCCUCUGCAACUUUUUACAGCCUGAUCGAUUUUGCUUUUUUAAGUUUUCAAAUCCGUCUUCUGACAGCGAGGCCCAUUUUUUAAAUCUAAAUCAAUCACAGACAUUCCUUGGGGAGGGAGGGAGGGAGGGGGGGGGUUAACCCCAUAGUCGAGUGAUACUUCUUCUACACUGUUGUUUUGAUAUUGAAUGUAUGUGAAAAGCAGCAGCCGGUGCUGCAGGUCAGUGGACGCAGACAGAGAUCCGACUGUUUUUCAUUCCUUUUGUUUCCCAUUCUGCUUUUCCUUUCACUUCAUCCAAUCAACACUUCUCUGACAGCGGCCUGAUGACGUCACAGGCUGAUAUGAAUAUCAACGCGUAUAUAUAUUAGCAUGAUUGUUAAUCUCAAUCCCCAACUAGCCCCUUCUUUUUUUAUUUCAGGAAGAUGCUGCUGAUAUUUUGACCAGUGUUGAGUGGCCUGAUUUAUCAGGAAGUGCUUGGGUUUUCAGACUAGUGGCACGCUUUAAAAAAAAAAACCUAAAACUUGAACUCCCCUAAUAAUUUGACCGACAUUUGUGACAAUGCUCUGUGUUGCUGUUGACGUUAGUCAAAGAUUUUGCACUGUGUUUCCCUGCGGUAUGAGUACAAUCGAACGUUGUUUUUGUACAGAUGAGAACCUGAAAUAAGGAGCAGGUUUGGUUUUAAAAAAGGACAAAAUUGUUGGGUUUUUUUACCCCAUUUGAUUUUUUUUUUUUUUUUUUUUUACUUGAAAAUGAACCGUAGUCUAAAAAUUUCAAAAGCAAGAGUCCGCCAUGGAGCUUGAGAAUGAGGUUUGGUGUUUGUGUUUGUGUGUGUGUGUGUGUGUGUGUGUGUGUGGGUACAGUUGGAAUGCUCAGUGUGUUCCCUCCGAAUAAUCACCACCAUGUCUGUUAACUGUGCGUCUUUCCUCGGUCUCGCUUCCUGAGUGUGUGUUGCCUGGCACUGACGAAGGUGCUAAUUCAAGCGACAGUACAUGGGAAGAAAACACAGCUCCGCAUGUGUGUAAAUGUGUGUGUGUGUUGGUGUGAAUUGGAGCGACCAUGCAGUUUGUUUAUGUGCUGCAACAGAGAUAGAAAGAAUAGAGAAAAAAAAAGAGGGAGGGAGUCCAGACGGAGUGUUUUCACACACGCCUGGUUGAUUCAUUCACCCACCACUGCGGCGAGCCAGCGAGCACACGUAGACGCUAAAAUGCACAUGGGCGCUGUCAGCCGUACUAGCCACACGGCGUACAGGAAUAUACUGUAGGGGAGAUGCACAUAAAACCCCCAGAGUCUGACGCCUCGGCUGAGAUACAUUUCCACCAGUUAAUCCCUGGACUGAGUUGAGUUUCCCUUUUUUUAGUUUUUUAAAAUUUUUUUAGUCUUGA
This is a messenger RNA of Cynoglossus semilaevis (tongue sole), 4348 nucleotides long. RefSeq names its product nucleus accumbens associated 1, BEN and BTB (POZ) domain containing b (gene nacc1b). Gene Ontology annotation, biological process: regulation of transcription by RNA polymerase II. The record is from RefSeq and is a predicted model, not a curated record. Gene Ontology annotation, molecular function: DNA-binding transcription factor activity, RNA polymerase II-specific; protein binding; RNA polymerase II cis-regulatory region sequence-specific DNA binding. NCBI's taxonomy places the organism in Eukaryota, Metazoa, Chordata, Actinopteri, Pleuronectiformes, Cynoglossidae. The transcript is spliced from 8 exons. The coding region runs from base 793 to 2625 and encodes 610 amino acids.